AUGUCUAACUUCGAGGCAAUCAAGCUUUAUGAAGCUGUUAUUGAAGAAGUAAUUGCGGAUUCUCGACAAGACUUCGAAGAUUCUGGUAUUGAUGAAAGCACACUUCAGGAUUUAAAAAAGCUUUGGCGGGAGAAGCUAAGUCAAACCCGAGUUGGAAAUUUCUCCUGGAAUGAAUUCAGCGAACUUGAUGAUGGCAUACAAUCCUCUCUUAUAUCAAACCAAGUGAAGGAGGAGCCCCUCUCUGUAGCUCAAGAUAUCGAAAUGCCACAUAUGCCACAUUUUGACCCUUCUCAAAGCAAUACGAACAACGAGCUUUCGCAUCCUACUAGCUCGAACUACACAAUGGGAAUAGAACUACCUACAGUCAAGCAAGAAUACACCGAAGAAAAUGGCCUUAUUCUACCCAAAGUAAAUCAGGCUGACGGUCCCAUCGAGUUUACCAUGCAUGUAAAUCAUAAUGCGUUGCAAUCAUUCAAAGGUAAGCUCAAUGGACAAGUGGAUGGUCCGAAUGGGGAGCUAAACGAUGAUACUGCCGAUGCCGAUGAGGGUAUAUUUAAUGACUCUGACGAUAUCAAUUCAGAUUUAGACGACGAGCUCGAUUCCGAAAGAUCUGAUGAGGAUGACAAUGAACAAGAAGGUCAAAUAAUGCUAUGCUUGUACGACAAAGUGCAAAGGGUAAAGAAUAAAUGGAAAUGUAAUUUGAAGGAGGGUAUCGCAAAUAUUGAGGGUAGAGAUUUUAUCUUUCAAAGGGCUACUGGUGAAAGUGAGUGGUGA
Candidozyma auris is the source of this 774-nucleotide messenger RNA. Its product is annotated as transcription initiation factor IIA large subunit. The transcript has a single exon. Gene Ontology annotation, cellular component: transcription factor TFIIA complex. Gene Ontology annotation, biological process: transcription initiation at RNA polymerase II promoter; transcription by RNA polymerase II. The coding region runs from base 1 to 774 and encodes 257 amino acids. The record is from RefSeq and is a predicted model, not a curated record. Lineage: Eukaryota; Fungi; Ascomycota; Pichiomycetes; Serinales; Metschnikowiaceae.